This is a messenger RNA of Rhododendron vialii, 673 nucleotides long. RefSeq names its product DExH-box ATP-dependent RNA helicase DExH7, chloroplastic-like. The transcript is spliced from 4 exons. NCBI's taxonomy places the organism in Eukaryota, Viridiplantae, Streptophyta, Magnoliopsida, Ericales, Ericaceae. Bases 101 to 364 code for a protein of 87 amino acids. The record is from RefSeq and is a predicted model, not a curated record.
AGAGAGAGAGAGAGAGAGAGAGAGUCAUUGGCAUGGACGGUGCUAGUCUCGUCUCGAGGCUGCACUUGAUAAGAUUGGCUAUGCUUGAAUUUGCCCGGGAAUGAGCUUCCGCUCAAGUUUUCUACUGGGACUUCUCUCUAUACAAAUGAAAGGAGGUGCUGUUGGGAUCAUAUCCGCUUCAAGAAAGGAUUGGAGUAUUCAUUUAUCUGCCAAGAUUGAGGAGAAAACGCCUGAACUUAAUGCUAGAAUCAAGGGGCGUUCAGAUGAUGAUAAUACUCUGGAUUCCUGCCAGCCGUCUCAAUUAAGCAGAUUGGAUACGGAGAUAUCUGGAACAUCAGGAAGAGGGAGCUUGUUGCGAGCAUGAUUAAAGCUUUGAAUGAAUGAGUUAUAGUCGUUUGUCGAUUCCAGGAUGAAUCUGAAACUUGGGAAGCUGACUCAAUUAGCAAGCAUUUGGUUGAGGAGGUAAUUUCUUUUUGUAUUGUUUCUAGUACUAAGAAGAUAUUAGGUGUUUUCAGUUUGGUUGACAGGUUGAGGAGGUAACUCCUCUGUCUUUUUAGCAGUUUAAUCUUGUCCAAAAUGUUGGGUUAUAUGCAACGCGAGGCUAGAUUAUCAAGAAUCACGUAUGCUCAAAACAAAUGGCUUGUUUCCCUUGCUGGAUAGGCAAGACACCGAA